AUCAUGGACAAACAUGUAAAAGCAAUGCAUGGAGGAAUAUCAUCAACUCUUAACGCAGUUAGAGAUGAGAUUUGGCCAAUCAAUGGAAAAAGAGCUGUACGUAAGGUCAUACGAAAUUGUUUUCGAUGUUGCAGAGCAAAUCCACAACCUAUAAUUCAACCUGAAGGGCAACUACCAGCAGAACGUGUUACAGUUAACGAGGUGUUCAGUUGUACGGGUCUAGAUUAUUGUGGACCUUUGUAUUUGAGGCCAACACACCGCAAGGCCGCACCAAAUAAGUGCUACAUUUGUGUAUUUGUCUGCAUGAGUACGAAAGCAGUACAUUUGGAAUUAGUCGGAGAUUUGAGCACAAAUUCGUUUCUGAUGGCACUUGAUCGCUUUGUUUAUCGGCGGGGUAAACCAAAGCACAUUUAUUCAGACAAUGGUACCAAUUUUAUUGGUGCCAAAAAUGAACUUCAUCAGAUCUACAAAAUGCUGUUCAACGAUUCUGCAGAUAGCAAAAUAGCAAAACAUUUGGCAAAAGAAGAGAUACAAUGGCAUUUGAUACCCCCACGCGCCCCAAAUUUCGGAGGCCUUUGGGAAGCGGCGGUGAAGGUAGCCAAAACCCAUUUGAUUCGUCAACUAGGAUCAUCGCGUUUAUCAUCGGAGGAAAUGACUACUGUUUUAGUAAAAAUAGAAGGUUGCAUGAACUCGCGACCAUUAGUUCCGCUUUCUGAAGAUCCCAAUGAUCUGACGGCAUUAACUCCAGCGCACUUUCUCAUUACAAACAAUUUGAAGGUUAUUCUCGAACCUGACUUGAAAGAGGUGCCUAUGAAUCGUCUGGGAAGAUACCAACUCCUUCAGCGGUACACGCAAAACUUCUGGAUACACUGGAAACAGGAUUAUCUGAAAAAUCUUACUGUUUUGCAUCGGUCAGCUAAGCAAUCUAAGCAAUUAUCUGUCGGAGAUAUAGUUAUUCUGAAGGAUGAGCAGCUUCCAGCAGUUCAAUGGCCAUUGGCACGUGUCGUCGAAAUACACCCUGGAGCUGAUGGAAUUUCCCGAGUUGCAACACUUCGUACGGCAUCCGGUAUUGUGAAGCGAGCAGUAUCUAAAAUCUGUCCGUUAGAAUGCAGUAAUCAAAGAAUGGAUUGAAAACUGAGUGUUUCAAGGUGGCCGGUAUGUUCGAUCUCAAAUGACCUGCGGUUCUACCACAGUGCCGGAUUAUGGCAGCUGACGUUUUGUCAUUCUUGUGGGUCUAGGGAGCUACCGCUGUGAAAGGGGAACCGCCUUUUUUGUGGCACUUGUCACGAGCCGAAGAAAAGCGAAGCACGCAAAAAUGGUGUGUGAAUAAAGAAGUGAACUUACUUGCCAACAAAGAACAACCGACUGAUUAUUUCGUGUAAAAAAAAGU
This is a messenger RNA of Anopheles gambiae (African malaria mosquito), 1390 nucleotides long. RefSeq lists its product as uncharacterized. Gene Ontology annotation, biological process: DNA integration. The record is from RefSeq and is a predicted model, not a curated record. The coding region runs from base 4 to 1131 and encodes 375 amino acids. Gene Ontology annotation, molecular function: nucleic acid binding. Lineage: Eukaryota; Metazoa; Arthropoda; Insecta; Diptera; Culicidae. The transcript has a single exon.